Messenger RNA from Penicillium nucicola, 231 nucleotides. Its product is annotated as Maltose/galactoside acetyltransferase. Lineage: Eukaryota; Fungi; Ascomycota; Eurotiomycetes; Eurotiales; Aspergillaceae. The record is from RefSeq and is a predicted model, not a curated record. The coding region runs from base 1 to 231 and encodes 76 amino acids. The transcript has a single exon.
AUGCCACCAUCGAAGCUAGACCCGAAGGAAGAUGAAGCUCUGUUUGAGGAAACUGAUCCCUUCGUGGAUGGCCCCAUCUCUGUUGACCCCGGUCUGAAUUUCAGGAUGGGCAAGCGCAAUUUUCUCAAUUUUAACCUUCUUGUGCUCGAUACUUGUUUGAUUACCAUUGGUGAAUGGGAGCUAUUCGGUCUGAAUGUUUGCAUUUAUGGUGCGGUGCGACCCAUCCAUUAG